Molecule: messenger RNA, 5506 nt
Organism: Schistosoma bovis
Lineage: Eukaryota; Metazoa; Platyhelminthes; Trematoda; Strigeidida; Schistosomatidae
Source: the annotation of a GenBank genome assembly
GAAAUUUUUCUUAUGCUAAUAACGUAUUAAGAAUGUUUUACAUACUCGAAGGCGGUGUGGGAUAUUCGUUUCAAAUGCCUAUGUGCGAUGAAUGUUGGUGAGGAAAUACCAGCUAGGUGUCUUGGUGAAACAGGAGCUCUCAGCUUCAAGAAACCUACGGAACAAGAUUUUAGAGAUACACAGGAACUAGAGGCUAGCCUUGCUCAACUUAAUAUUUUUGAAACUCAAGAGGAGAUAUCACAGAGACGUGAAGCUCUCGUUAGGUUGCAGGAAAUUUCAAAUGCAUGGAUUCGUCAAAAAGCACUGGAACAAAAUCUCCCCGCACAUGUUGCUAAUUCUACAACUGGGAAAAUUUUCACUUUCGGUUCAUAUCGUUUAGGUGUCAAUUUCAGGGGUGCUGAUAUUGAUUCUUUACUGGUCGUCCCACGGUUUAUAACACGCGAGGAGUUUUUCAGUGAUUUUCAGACUGUAUUAGCGGAAAAUUCUAAUGUGGAAGACUUACACGCUGUUGUGGAUGCCUUUGUUCCUGUACUUAAAAUGAAAUUUAUGGGAGUUGAAAUCGACCUUUUAUUUGCUCAAAUUGAUCAAAUGUCUAUACCGGAAAACUUCAGUCUUUGUGAAAACACAGAGGUGCUCAUGAGAAAUAUGGAUGAACGAGAUGUGCGCAGUAUUAAUGGUGUUCGUGUCACAGAGGACAUUCUCAAUCUUGUGUACAAUAAAAAUUCUUUUAAAGUAGCCCUAAAGGUUAUACGAAUCUGGGCUAAGCGUCGGAAUGUCUAUUCAAAUGCAUUGGGGUUCCUCGGUGGCGUGUCUUGGGCAAUUUUAGUUUCUCGAAUUUGCCAACUUUAUCCGUACGCUACGCCAUCCAUGAUCGUCUAUCUAUUUUUUACCAUAUUCAGUCAAUGGCCUUGGCCGAAACCUGUUAGGUUGCGGGAGUGUGAGUAUAUUGCAAGUUUGUGCUUACCUGUCUGGGAUCCGAGACUUAAUCCUUCUGAUCAAUAUCACUUGAUGCCUAUAUUGACUCCAAGUUACCCAUCCCAAAAUUCAACGUACAAUGUACAGCGAAGUAAUCGCAUUAUUAUUGAAAGGGAAUUAAAACAAGGUUUGAAUGUUGUCAGGGCUUCAAUGAUGCACAAGGGUUCCUGGUCAAACCUAUUUGAAGCAGCCUUUUUCUUCCAAUAUCGUCACUAUGUUGUUGUCAUCGUUGUUGGAAAUACUAAACAUACUUUCAUCGAAUUAUGUGGUUUGGUGGAAUCCAGAUUACGUGUUCUUGUUAGCAAUUUCGAGGUAAACCGUUAUGUCAAAAUGGCACAUGUAAACUGUCAUGCCUACGGAAAAGGUCCUAAUGAUGAUGAUGCUAAUUUUGUUCGUAAAUGGUUCAUUGGGAUGGAAUUCGAUCGCAAUACUAAUUCUUUGACCAGUACUGUUCAUAAUUCAAAUGUCUCUAGUGAUAAGGCUACCCUGAACGUAGACCUAAGUGAGAAUAUCAGCUCUUUUGAAAAAUCAAUUGAACGUGGUCUUUCAAGUGAAGACUUAUCAGUAACCGUUAAAUAUGUCAAAAAGUCACAAUUAGCUCAGUUCAUUUCUGCAGAAGAUAUGGAUGAAAUUAAACGUCAAGCUGCUUCUGCCGCUUUAUCAAAUGUAAAUAAUCCUACUGAAAGUCUGAAAAGUGGCCGUUUACUUCCGAACAGCAACACAUUGAAUUCAAUAUCCAGUCCAGCUAGCAGUAUUGAACUCUCUGGAUCUGAGGAAUUUUCGUCCCCUGCAAAUAGUCUUCAUAAUUCCAUUUCUACAAGUUCUCUGACCAACAUGGCUACCAUAAACUCAUCACCAAAAUGUCCUCCUCCAUCUCCGAAAUUAAUAUCCUCUGGGGAUCCCAUGAAGGAUACACAUUUAUUGUCUUCAGAUCAUUCCUUGUGCAAUAAUACACUCAAUACAGUCGAUUCUACUGGUAAACUUACACCAAAACGUGUUGGAUUGGUUGAUUCCAGUCUUGAACUUUCCUCCGAUAGUCAUCCAAAUUCUAGGAGUAAUGCUGACUCACAAUUGCAUGGUUCGGAAGAUUUUAGGAAGCGUGCCCGUAUAUCUUCGGAAAAUUCACGAGCUGUUGUUUUUACUUCAUCUGCCCAGUAACCAUUACGACAAAAAACUACUGCUUCUUGUUCUCAGAAAAACAAGCAAACUUUCACUAGUCCCUUGUAAUUAUUUAUUUCUGUUUUCCAGUGUCGAUGGUCUAUAUAUAUAUAUAUAUACAGACAUAAUUGAUGUAUUAAUUUCAGUUGUUUGAUGUUCAAAUCUGUUGGAUUGCCUUAGUUGACUUUUUGGUUAGUAAUACCUACCAUAAUCACCAUUCUCACUUGUGUGCAUUUAAACUGACGUUUGUUUCAUAUUUGCAAGUUUGUAUUCAUUCGUUGGUCUGUUGUUAUUUUCGGUAAGUUUAAAAACAUUUUUGACGUUUAUUAAUCUUAAUCGUAAUGCUUAUUACUGUUUAUUCAAUUACAUAAAUAGUCGAACGUUUACAAAUAAUAUUAUGAGUAAUUAGUGUAAUUUAAUUAGUUGAUGAACGGUCUUAUCGUUUUAUCUGUAUUGAAAGUUAACGUAAUUGCCUCACUUUCAUUACGCCACUACGAAGUAUUAUUUGUCGCGUUGCUGAAUUUUACGAAUAUUCAGUCUGUCAGUCUUGCCUAGUAUAGUUUUUUCUUAGUUGGCUGAUAAUUUUUGCUUACUGAAAGUUCACUAAGUAACCUCCCUCACACAAAGAAUUCUUGUCUUGUCAAUCCACAUUGUAUUGCGUUUAAUUUGUUACUUUGUGUUCGAGUUUUGGUGUAUAUUACUUACAAUGAUUUCAGAUUAACGGUUUUUACCUGUUUUUGCGUGGGGGAGAAAACACGAAGUCUCAGUCACUACCACCGUUUUCAUCAUUUUCCUUGAACUGAAAGUUCUUCACAAAUGUGCAAAUGUUUCCUUAUAACAAGUAUAGGCAAGUUUCGUCGUUUUAUCGUGUAUUUAUUUGUUAAAAUAUGUAUGAAUGAAAAAGUAUCCAGUACUUUUUCAUGAGUUUUGUCUUUUUAUCAUUACAUGUAUUGCAAAUGUUAACUUGUUAUAUUUCAAGUUCACUAACUUUACUUAUGGCCUUCUGAAAUCUAAUGUUUGAAUUUAAAUAUUAUUCAGUAAGCGUGUACAGAUUUAUCUUUGUUUACGCCUUGAUCUGUAGAUUAUGGCGCGUUUUCUGGUUAUCCAUACAGAGUACAUAUUGAAGUCAGCCUAUUUGGAAGGACUACUUACCAAUGAGGUUCAUCAAUGAGCACAUUUUGUCACAGACUGGUAUAAGUCAGAAAUGUAAAUUAUUGGACUCCCAUUUUUUAUUUUAAAGGUAUCAUGGUUACUUCGAAACCUGAAUGUCCUUCUUCGGGAGUUUUAAGUGCCCGUUACUGAAGCAUUUCAGAAUAAGACCACUGUCUAUUUUCCAUGGUCUUCACUGGUUCUCCAGCUAAUAUCCGGUUGUAAUGGAAACGGUUUUCAUAUUAAUAAUCCGUGUUUAUAGCUCCUUUGAAGAUACAUUAAUUCAAAUAGUUCUGUUGAUCGAGUAAAUUUGGGGAUCUGUCGUACUGAGGUUUGCCAAGUGAAGCUUUAUAGAAAUCUUGUUACAAUGUGAUACGAACCAACAACUUUCAUUUUAUCAGCAGAAGUAACCUAUUUUGAGAACUCAGGAUUCUCUUAACUCAGUACAUCAGGUGGUUGAAUAUUUUUAAAUCUUAAAAGUUGUUAGUGAAAUUCUCUGAUCAUUUCACAUACACGUAAGUUUGAUGAGUUUUAUCACAUGAAUUCUGGAGCAUAAAAUGAUAAUUUUAUAUUCGAGUAGAAACACAAAAAACAAAUCCCUUAAAUUUACGUAUGAUUAUGUACGUGCUACGAUUUUUGUAGCUUCCUGAUCUACAUAACUCCGUUAAAGUAACUUACUAAAUCUGACGAAAAAUAUGAAAAUGCAAAGUUUACUAGAAAAUUUAAGUGUUUGAAUACGUUGUUGGCAUUAUUACAUUUAAGUUAUCAUAUCCAUUUAUCUACAUCUUUAAAGAAAGUUGAAUAAUAAUACUCAAAAGAGAAAAGUGCUCACAAGAAGUUUUCAAUCCUAUAACUUCAAAUCAAGGAAAUUUCUAGUUUAUGUUACUUAGUUAAACGAAAAGCAUUUCAGAAAUGGUUAGUUCAAUUCAAACAACACCGGAGACAAAAUCAAAUGUUGUGGAUUAGAUGUGCUUGUUUAUAAAUGAAGCAUUUUGUCACAUUUUGUGAAGUGAAUAUGAUAGGUUGAUCAUAUUCCAAAUUUACAUAGGCUAUAUAACAUAAUCCUCAAUAUUCACUCAUUUUUAAGAUGUACAGUGACCUGUCAAUUUUAAAACGGUAUUAGCAACUCCUUUUUCAACCAGUAGGUUACAAAUACAAACCCAACUUCUUUUACCUUGGUUUAAAUUCCGGAUUGCACCACUAACUGUCAAAGAUGGUAUGACUCGGUCAGAUGCAAAAAUUUCCGCUCGGUAAAUGUGUUUUAUUUAUAAAUCUGAACAAUUUUCAAAAUUUGUGCAAAAGACUAAAUCGCUUCUUAGCUUAAUGAAGAAAUUAAUGGCUUGUUUAAGUCUAGACACUUUUUAGUUACGAUUGUUUUGUAAAAUAACGUAUUUCCGUUUACUAGAGUUUAGCUAAUUGAAUUCACUUAAUUUUUUUAAACUAAAAUAAUGUGACUUUCUAUUUGGUUUCAGGUUGAAAUGCCGACGACUGUCAUUGUAGCAAGUUCGCAUCCAAUAAUCUCUGAGUAUUCUAUAUGGAUACGUGGUUGUUAAAGUUUGUGUUCUGGUGUCUGCAUACGUGUGUUUGAACGUUGUGUGUGUGCGUGCGUGUGUGUGUGUAUGCUCAACUAUAGUCUGCGAAAAAUUGUAUGUUUGCACAUUUGAUUGUUCUUCGUCUGUUUUUUCUGCUUCUUUAAUUAUUUAGUUCCUUAUAUGCUGUUGUUCUGACAUUUGGCAGUCGUCAUGUCUGAGUUCUUUUAUUCCUUAUUUGUAAACAUUUUUGUCGUCUUCUGUCUUUUUUUGUUUGUUCGUUUUGCAAGUUUUUGUAUGUAGUUCUCUAAAUAUUAGAUAAAUUUCUUUAUUAUUUUGGCUUUUGUCCUUUUGUGGAAAUAUUUCACUUUCAAAGAAGCAAUUGUUGUUCAUACCGUCAAUUAAAACUUAGUUAUAAGUUGUUGAAAUGGCUACUAAUCGUAGCCUUACAAUUCCGGAUCCGUAAAUGAUAUUACUUACAUUUUUUCAAGCUCCUCAGAUUAGUUAUCUAAUUCCUUAAAAAAAAUUCCCAUCAUAUUAAUACGCAAAUGGAAAAUUGUUUUUAAAUAGACUUCUCAGAUGACAUUUUACUGUCAAAUCGAUAGUCCAAAAAAAUGAGCAAAUUAAAGAUUUAUACAUAAUUUUAGAAUUAAAUUAUUUGAAUUUAAGAUUGUUUAUAUAAAGUAAAAUUAUUA